AUGGGGCGGGGUGAUGGAAGGAGGGAGAAUGGGGCGGGGAGUAGGAAAGCGGGAGAAUGGGGCGGGGUGAUGGAAGGAGGGAGAAUGAGGCGGGGUGAUGGAAAGCAGGAGAAUGGGGCGGGGGUGAUGGAAAGCGGGAGAAUAGGGCGGGGUGAUGGAAAGCGGGAGAAUAAGCCCCAUUCUCCCGCUUUCCAUCACCCCGCCCCAUUCUCCCGCUUUCCAUCACCCCGCCCCAUUCACCCGCUUUCCAUCACCCGCCCUUUUCUCCCGCUUUCCAUCACCCCGCCCCAUUCUUCCGCUUUCUACACCCGCCCCAUUCUCCCGCUUUCGAUCACCCGCCCCAUUCUCCCGCUUUCCAUCACCCCGCCCCAUUCUCCCGCUUUCCAUCACCCCGCCCCAUUCUCCCCCUUUCCAUCACCCCGCCCCAUUCUCCCGUUUUCCAUCACCCCGCCCUAUUCUCCCGCUUUCCAUCACCCUGCCCCAUUCUCCCUCUUUCCAUCACCCCGCCCCAUUCUCCCGCUUUCCAUCACCCCGCCGCAUUCUCCCGCUUUCCAUCAGUCCGCCCCAUUCUCCCGCUUUCCAUCACCCCGCCCCAUUCUCCCGCUUUCCAUCACCUCGCCCCAUUCUCCCGCUUUCCAUCACCCCGCCCCAUUCUCCCGCUUUCCAUCACCCCGCCCCAUUCUCCCGCUUUCCAUCACCCCGCCCCAUUAUCCCGCUUUCCAUCACCCCGCCCCAUUCUCCCGCUUUCCAUCACCCCGCCCCAUUCUCCCUCCUUCCAUCACCCCGCCCCAUUCUCCCUCCUUCCAUCACCCGGCUCCAUUCUCCCACUUUCCAUCACCCCGCCCCAUUCUCCCGCUUUCCAUCACCCCGCCCCAUUCUCCCGCUUUCCAUCACCCCGCCCCAUUCUCCCGCUUUCCAUCACCCCGCCCCAUUCUCCCGCUUUCCAUCACCCCGCCCCAUUCUUCCGCUUUCCAUCAACCCGCCCCAUUCUUCCGCUUUUUAUCACCCCGCCCCAUUCUCCCACUUUCCAUCACCCUGCCCCAUUCUCCCACUUUCCAUCACCCCACCCCAUUCUCCCUCCUUCCAUCACCCCACCCCAUUCUCCCGCUUUCCAUCACCCCGCCCCAUUCUCCCGCUUUCCAUCAUCCCGCCCCAUUCUCUCGCUUUCCAUCACCCCGCCCCAUUCUCCCGCUUUCCAUCACCCCACCCCAUUCUCCCGCUUUCCAUCACCCCGCCUUAUUCUCCCGCUUUCCAUCGCCCCGCCCCUUUUUCCCGCUGUCCAUCACCCCGUCCCAUUCUACUGCUUUCCAUCACCCCGCCCCAUUCUCCCGCUUUCCAUCACCCCGCCCCGUUCUCCCGCUUUCCAUCACCCCUCCCCGUUCUCCCGCUUUCCAUAACCCCGCCUCGUUCUCCCGCUUUCCAUCACCCUGCCUCGUUCUCCCGCUUUCCAUCACCCCGCCCCAUUCUCCCGCUUUCCAUCACCCCGCCUCAUUCUCCCGCUUUCCAUCACCCCGCCCCAUUCUCCCGCUUUCCAUCAACCCGCCCCAUUCUCCCGCUUUCCAUCACCCCGCCCCAUUCUCCCGCUUUCCAUCACCCCGCCCCAUUCUCCCGCUUUCCAUCACCCCGCCCCAUUCUCCCGCUUUCCAUCACCCCGCCCCAUUCUCCUGCUUUCCAUCACCUCGCCCCAUUCUCCCGCUUUCCAUCACCCCGCCCCAUUCUCCCGCUUUCCAUCACCCCGCCCCAUUCUCCCGCUUUCCAUCACCCCGCCCCAUUAUCCCGCUUUCCAUCACCCCGCCCCAUUCUCCCGCUUUCCAUCACCCCGCCCCAUUCUCCGGCUUUCCAUCACCCCGCCCCAUUCUCCCGCUUUCCAUCACCCCUACCCAUUCUCCCGCUUUCCAUCACCCCUCCCCAUUCUCCCGCUUUCCAUCACCCCGCCCCAUUCUCCCACUUUCCAUCACCUCGCCCCAUUCUCCCGUUUUCCAUCACCCCGCCCCAUUCUCCCGCUUUCCAUCACCCUGCCCCAUUCUCCCUCCUUCCAUCACCCCGCCCUAUUCUCCCUCUUUCCAUCACCCCGCCCCAUUCUCCCUCCUUCAAUCACCUCGCCCCAUUCUCCCGCUUUCCAUCACCCCUCCUCAUUCUCCCGCUUUCCAUCACCCCGCCCCAUUCUCCCUCCUUCCAUCACCCCGCCCCAUUCUCCCUCCUUCCAUCACCCCGCCCCAUUCUCCCGCGUUCCAUCACCCCGCCCCAUUCUCCCGCUUUCCAUCACCCCGCCCCAUUCUCACGCUUUCCAUCACCCCACCCCAUUCUCCCACUUCCCAUCACCCCGCCUCAUUCUCCCGCUUUCCAUCACCCUGCCCCAUUCUCCUGCUUUCCAUCACCCCGCCCCAUUCUCCCGCUUUCCAUCACCCCGCCCCAUUCUCCCGCUUUCCAUCACCCCGCCCCAUUCUCCCGCUUUCCAUCACCCCGCCCCAUUCUCCUUCCUUCCAUCACCCCGCUCAAUUCUUCCUCUUUCCAUCACCCCGCCCCAUUCUCCCGCUUUCCAUCACCCCGCCCCAUUCUCCCGCUUUCCAUCACCCCACCCCAUUCUCCCGCUUUCCAUCACCCCGCCCCAUUCUCCGUCCUUCCAUCACCCCGCUACAUUCUCCCUCCUUCCAUCACCCUGCCCUAUUCUCCCGCUUUCCAUCACCCCGCCCCAUUCUCCCGCUUUCCAUCACCGCGCCCCAUUCUCCUGCUUUCCAUCAUCCCGCCCCAUUCUCCCGCUUUCCAUCACCCCACCCCAUUCUCCCGCUUUCCAGCACCCCGCCCCAUUCUCCCGCUUUCCAUCACCCCGCCCCAUUCUCUCGCUUUCCAUCACCCCGCCCCAUUCUCCCACUUUCCAUCACCCCGCCCCAUUCUCCCGCUUUCCAUCACCCCGCCCCAUUCUCCCGCUUUCCAUCACCGCGCCCCAUUCUCCUGCUUUCCAUCAUCCCGCCCCAUUCUCCCGCUUUCCAUCACCCCACCCCAUUCUCCCGCUUUCCAGCACCCCGCCCCAUUCUCCCGCUUUCCAUCACCCCGCCCCAUUCUCUCGCUUUCCAUCACCCCGCCCCAUUCUCCCACUUUCCAUCACCCCGCCCCAUUCUCCCGCUUUCCAUCACCCCGCCCCAUUCUCCCGCUUUCCAUCACCCCACCCCAUUCUCCCUCGGGCUAGAAGCGCUCGUUCCGCCAGGUCACGUGGCUGCGCAGGUCUGGUCUUAUGACCAAGCGAGCAUCGGCGUUCGAGAAUGA
This is a messenger RNA of Closterium sp. Naga37s-1, 3264 nucleotides long. The record is from the annotation of a GenBank genome assembly. Lineage: Eukaryota; Viridiplantae; Streptophyta; Zygnematophyceae; Desmidiales; Closteriaceae.